CAUCAGCGUGCGCCGGGGAGGUGGCGAGGCCGGCGGAGCUGCGGGAGCCGGCCGGAGUCUGCUCCGGGCCUUCGGGUGUGCCCUUCGCUGCUGGGCGGUGCUGGUGCAGCCGUGGUGGGCAGGGAAAGGCCGUGGUAAUGGGUGGCUGCACAUAUCUUACUGCAACCUGCUGACACAAAAAAACUGUAGCACAUAACAUGGAUUCACAGAAGGACGUUCAGCCUCCAAAGCAACAGCCAAUGAUUUACAUUUGUGGAGAAUGUCAUACAGAAAAUGAAAUAAAGGCAAGGGAUCCUAUCAGGUGCAGAGAAUGUGGCUACAGAAUCAUGUACAAGAAAAGGACAAAAAGAUUGGUAGUUUUUGAUGCUCGAUGAUGUGUGCUGAAGAUAGCGACUUCAUGAUACAAGCUGAUAACUUUGUUCUGUAAAACUGUUUGUGUGUAAAUGCACGCUCUUAUUUGUGUUUUAAGAGAUUGAAAUAUUAAAGUUUACUGUAAUACCAAA
Messenger RNA from Serinus canaria (Common canary), 503 nucleotides. It is a transcript of the gene POLR2K, whose product is annotated as RNA polymerase II, I and III subunit K. The record is from RefSeq and is a predicted model, not a curated record. Gene Ontology annotation, molecular function: zinc ion binding; DNA-directed RNA polymerase activity; DNA binding. Lineage: Eukaryota; Metazoa; Chordata; Aves; Passeriformes; Fringillidae. The coding region runs from base 198 to 374 and encodes 58 amino acids. The transcript is spliced from 5 exons. Gene Ontology annotation, cellular component: RNA polymerase I complex; RNA polymerase III complex; RNA polymerase II, core complex. Gene Ontology annotation, biological process: DNA-templated transcription.